AUGGUUCGCAUGAAAACCUUGAGGACGUUUGUGCUCUCAGGACUCGCAACCAACCUUUCCGUGGUGGCAGCAGCUGGACGAGCAUGCGAGAAUGGAACCCGCCCGUAUUCAGCAUGGCUGGCCGAUAGUGUCAUUGCCCGCAAAGAUGCGUUGUUGACUGCUGACACUGAAGGCGAUAUUUCGCUUUCAUUGAAGCUUGGGUUGUUCCAGAUCAGCGUCAUUCACUUGAAGGAGUACUAUGAUGCUGUCUCAUGUGCGAAGGAGGAUUGGGACGCGUACCUGAAAGAAGCUACAGAUAGCAUUCUUCCUAGAGUGCUGAAUGUCACCGGUGAUAUUGAGGCUCCUAUGGACAUUUUCACCACUGCUAAUGGGCUGUACUACCAAUAUGAGAAGUCUGGAGAUGAGAAAUACAAGCAGGGCCUUGAUGCCUUGAGGCAGGCGUAUGAUGGUAGGAGACGAAACUCGGAAGGCGGCUUUUGGUUCUACAACGCUCGACCGAACCUCAGCUACCUCGACGAAACGUAUCCUCUGGGUGCUUUCACUACCAUUAUCAAGAACCGGUUCGAGCCUACCAAUGAAACCCUGGCCGAAAAUCUCAGCAAAGACCUCGACCUAUUCAAAGACCACUGUCACCACGAUACUGGCCUUCUAGCGCACGGCUACGAUGCUUCGAAAUCCGCCCCCUGGUCUAAUAAGACCACUGGUGCAAGUCCGUAUGUCUGGGAUCGCGCCCUUGGGUGGUAUCACAUGGGCCUCGUUGAAUUGCUCUACAACACCGACGAAUUUGGCAUUCUCAACCAAACGCAAAGGGACGACGCCUACAAGAAGUACUACAACCUGGCAAAUACCAUUAUUAACGACGUUGAUGAAGCUACGGGGUGCUGGUGGCAGGUAAUGGAACAUGGCGGGGAGAAAGGCAACUAUAUCGAGACGAGCGGAUCAGCCAUGUUCACCUAUUCAAUCCUUAAGGGUGUGCGGCUGGGCUACUUGACGGGCAAUCACCCUGAAAGUGGCAAGAACUACAAGGAGACGGCGCAGAAGUGCUAUAACUGGCUGCUCGAGAAUCGCGUGGUCCCGGAUGACAACGGCGCGUUGAAUGUGAGCGGCACUGUUGGAGUGUGUACAUUGGAGGAUCCGACGUAUGAGUACUACACUACCCAGCCUUUGUCGUAUAACAGCGUGCUUGGAUUUGCACCGUUCGUGAUGGCGAGCUUGGAACACGAAAUGGCUGCUGACGCGAUGAGUUCUUGA
Molecule: messenger RNA, 1251 nt
Organism: Aspergillus saccharolyticus JOP 1030-1
Lineage: Eukaryota; Fungi; Ascomycota; Eurotiomycetes; Eurotiales; Aspergillaceae
Product: cell wall glycosyl hydrolase YteR
Exons: 4
Coding region: 1-1251 (416 amino acids)
Biological process (GO): carbohydrate metabolic process
Source: RefSeq, a predicted model, not a curated record